Molecule: messenger RNA, 1983 nt
Organism: Saccostrea cuccullata (small rock oyster)
Lineage: Eukaryota; Metazoa; Mollusca; Bivalvia; Ostreida; Ostreidae
Product: homeobox protein Hox-A1-like
Exons: 2
Coding region: 161-1045 (294 amino acids)
Biological process (GO): regulation of transcription by RNA polymerase II
Cellular component (GO): nucleus
Molecular function (GO): DNA-binding transcription factor activity, RNA polymerase II-specific; RNA polymerase II cis-regulatory region sequence-specific DNA binding
Source: RefSeq, a predicted model, not a curated record
AGAGAUGAAUUGAUUUUGAUUGGAUGGAAAUUGUCACGUGGGUGCCACUGUCUUUCUAAUCCUGUCAUAUUCAAGUCGUAAUUUAGCUCCAUUUAUUUUAGAUUUAUCUCGCUAUCGACAGCUGAUUUAAGUGUUUCAUUGACAAGACUAUAGAGAAAUAAUGAAUACAGACGCCGACUACACGAUCUGUAACCUGGAUGCACAUCCCUAUGUAAAUGGCUACACCACCUCAGAUAUCCCUAACACAAUUUACGGAUAUAACAACAAUAUCAACUCACGUGCGAUUGACACUGGACAACAGAAUUAUUACGGGUCAGAGAAUAUGCUUCCCCCGGGAAUGUCCGGGGUCGACCUCUCUCUUGGAAACCAGGGAUUAACAUACCCAGUGAACACCCCAGUCGUACCGCGGACUACAAGACAUCAGGGGUACGAGCUGGGGGACACACAGGCACAUGUAGUGGACCACUAUAUUCCUCCUCACGCGGCUUUAGCCGGAGAUCUAGGACCUGGACAAACUAUAAACACUGGUCGCUCAAACUUUGGGACAACGUGUAUUGAUAAUUUGACUUCGUGUUCCCUAUCUAAUGUGUACGGGGCGACUAUCAAUCAGCAGGUUCCCUCCCCAGUUAAGUCAGAACCCAACACUGGCCAAAGUUUACAGAGUAAACCAUUCCGAUGGAUGCAGAUCAAGAGAAAUGCUCCAAAACCAGUUGCAAAGCCGGCCAAUGAUUAUGGUUACCCUCCCAAUCCUGGGACCCCUCAACCAAACAUGGGGCGGACAAACUUCACCAACAAACAACUGACAGAACUCGAAAAAGAGUUCCACUUUAAUAAGUACCUGACACGUGCACGAAGAAUCGAGAUCGCAGCGGCGCUUGGACUGAACGAAACUCAAGUGAAAAUCUGGUUUCAAAAUAGGCGAAUGAAGCAGAAAAAGCGCCUACGUGAAGCGCAGUUUGAUCAGAACAGAGGCGAUAACUGUUCACUAAGUGGACUUGAUGGACUCACAAUGACUGCCAUGACGUUAUGUCAGGAGGGGAGAUAAUCGAUUUUUAAAUAUGUAGAACUCCUACAAAUUGGUAUCAUUUAGUCAGUGGAAUGGAAUUAUGAGUGCUAUAUAUUUAACAUUGGUGCAAUAUGUAUAUGCUGUUCGUUGCUGUUGUACGAUAUGACGAGUGGAGCAUGUGUCAUGAUAUUUUUGAAAUGUCUCACGCCAUUGUUCCAGUUUCGGGAGUUACUGAUAAGUCUAGAGUCCCUAAUAUGGUCCCUUUAUGUAAAAACUUCUUUUGUUUUACUCUUAGAUAUCUCUGUUGAAAGCAAUCAUUGUAAAACUGUCCACCAUUGCUCAAACCAUUUACAGAAUAACAGGGUUUACAUCACAAUGCAACUUCUUGCACGUGCGAUAUUUUUGUACCUCGCUUAUUGGCUUAUUGAUUGAAGUUCAAUCCAGAAAGAAAGCUGGACAGUUCAAGAUCUAACAGAUAAAACGAAUCUGUGAAUUCACCCUUAGAUUUUAUAUUACUUUAUUAUUUGUAUCUAUUUUUAGAUAUUCUUAUUUCCUUGUGUUGUACAAUAACAAUUUCCAUUUUCAGUUGUACUAGUCAUGUUAUGUAGAGGAGAAACUAAUGUGGCAUUUACAGUGUUUCCUACAAAUAUAUUUAUCUGGGUAUCAGUUAUACCGACUGGUAAUUAGUUUACUCACGAAUAAAGCAUAAUGUAAUAUAUGUUAUACAGAGCAAUGAGUCGAUACUAAUUCCUUGUGAUGCUCUUUUGUUCGAUUAUUUUUAUAUCCAUAUGUGUUCAAUGAAUGUGUGGUAACAUUCCGGAUUUGUUGUCUCUAAGCACGUAUUUUUUUUUCGAUAUCACUAUAAUUUGAUUUUUCAUUAAAAAAAAAAAUAAAAAGUUCCCUUUCAAAAAAGUGUAUUGAAUACAUGCAAUAAUUGCAACACAUCAGUCAAACGAUGGAAGACAAAGAAAUUUUUU